Messenger RNA from Funneliformis caledonium, 183 nucleotides. The record is from the annotation of a GenBank genome assembly. Lineage: Eukaryota; Fungi; Glomeromycota; Glomeromycetes; Glomerales; Glomeraceae.
AUGAAGCCGAAAGCAAAAAUCGAAGCCAGAGAUCUCUUUUGCGUCAAAAGGUCUAUACUUUUUAGGGAAAAAGGUACUUAUUAUGCUCAAAGUUAUUCGGUAUUUACAUCAAAUAUAGAUAGGUUCCUUUCGACUGAAAAACAAGAAAUGAAGCUGAAAAGCGAAGCUAAAAGUGAAAAUUAA